Messenger RNA from Rana temporaria (common frog), 1739 nucleotides. RefSeq names its product sorting nexin 3 (gene SNX3). The transcript has 4 exons. Lineage: Eukaryota; Metazoa; Chordata; Amphibia; Anura; Ranidae. Gene Ontology annotation, cellular component: early endosome membrane; retromer complex. Gene Ontology annotation, molecular function: phosphatidylinositol-3-phosphate binding. Gene Ontology annotation, biological process: endocytic recycling; late endosome to Golgi transport. The record is from RefSeq and is a predicted model, not a curated record. Bases 119 to 607 code for a protein of 162 amino acids.
ACGCGCCUUCCUCCUCCUGUCACCUGACAGAUCACAGGCGCCACUUCCGGCAGCUCGCUGGACAGCACGGAAUUCGGUUCGUGUGCCGGGUUGUUCGCCUCGUUCUCCGCCGGGAGACAUGGCAGACACUGUAGCUGACACCCGCCGCCUGCACAGCAAGCCUCAGAAUCUCAACGACGCCUACGGACCGCCGAGUAAUUUCCUGGAGAUCGAUGUGUCCAACCCGCAAACAGUGGGGGUGGGCCGGAACCGGUUCACUACCUAUGAGAUUCGAUUGAAGACAAACCUCCCAAUUUUCAAGUUGAAAGAAUCUAGUGUCCGCAGAAGAUACAGUGACUUUGAAUGGCUAAGGAGUGAGCUUGAAAGAGAAAGCAAGGUUGUGGUGCCCCCCUUACCUGGAAAAGCUCUUUUUAGACAGCUUCCUUUCAGAGGAGAUGAAGGCAUCUUUGAUGACUCUUUCAUAGAGGAAAGAAAGCAAGGGCUUGAACAAUUUAUAAACAAAGUUGCUGGACACCCUUUGGCACAGAAUGAACGAUGCCUUCACAUGUUUCUUCAAGAUGAACAUAUAGACAAGAACUACACACCAUCUAAAAUAAGAAAUGCUUAGCAAAAGGAUCAAACUUCAAAUUCUUGUGACUGUCCAACAUGGUUUUAUUCAUUAUAUCCUCUGCAUGUUACAAUCUGUUAUAAUACAUGUAACAAACUAACCUUUCUUUUUUUAAUUUGCUGCUGCUUAUUUCAGAGUCCAAUUUUUGUUUUUAUUAAAGCACAUAAAUCAGUUCUCUCAAACUCAAAUGCUCUCUAUGACAGCAAGGACAGACUGGACUCUGCUUUAUUCUGCCCUCAGUAUGUGUUUCUGUGCUGUGAACCAAAUCCAGAUAGGUCCAUGUUGCACACAAGAUGUCUUUGACACUACUUUAUUCCUUUUGAGAUACUGAAUUUAAACUGUGAUCAGAGCCCUGUGUUCACAAUUGCUUACUUAUUUUGACUUGCAUAUAGAAGAGCAGUUCAUGGUCCAAGGAAUGACAACAAUGUUAGCUGAGUUGUAUUCAGUUGUUUACAGGUCUUCCAGGAAAAGCACAUUUUUGUAGGCGAUGGAGAUUCUAUAGCCUCUGACGGUAAGAAGUGUCGGCCUCAUAGGCCGACUAGAUUUGCAUUGGAGAUCCUUCAAACUGCUUGGUAGUCAAUUUUGCCAUUUCUGUGUUAAUUGGAGUCAUAUUUAAAUAACUGCUAAAAUUGCUUUUGCAUUUUAUUGCCGAGGACCUGGAGGAAGUACUGUUUCUACUGAGGAUAAAGAUUUUGUUUCACUAAUUUACUGAUUGAUUGUAACAGAAUCACACUUUAGUUGCCUUCUCUUUUUUUUUUUUUUUCUUCUUCUGUAAAGGCUCCUUUAACCUUGACAGUGAUGUCGCUCAUGUGAAUUCUGUUUUUAGCUAAGAAACACUUGUCACGAGUCAUUGGAAUUGUCUUACUCAUAUGUAUGUAGAAUCAAUUUUGGCAGCUAACUAGCACUAACCUUGAAUCUUUUUUUCCCCCUGUAUAUCCUCAUUUGUGCUCCAUUACUGUGCUAACCUCUACCACUGUGUUUUCAGCUUUUCUUAAUGUGUAAUCUCUACACAUUUGUGUUAAUUGCUUGCACAAGACUUUAUAUUAUAUGGGGAAAUUACUUUAUACAAGUAUAAAACACAUUUAUAUGACUUGCUGAAAUUUUUUGAAAUAAAAGUAUGAGACUAAAAUAA